UGAUGGCACAGAUGCUCUUAUUGUUCACAUAAUGUUUUCCCUACCAUUUAUUUCAGAGACAUGUAGGGAUGUUUUAUGCCCAGGCAGUUCCACAUGCGUGGUUGAUCAAAAUAAUAAUGCCAACUGUGUGACAUGCAAUCGGAUUUGCCCUGAGCCAACUCUACCUGAACAGUAUCUCUGCGGAAAUGAUGGAAUAACAUACGCAAGUGCCUGCCAUCUAAGAAAAGCUACUUGCCUGCUUGGAAGAUCCAUUGGCCUAGCCUAUGAAGGAAAAUGUGUCAAAGCCAAAUCUUGUGAAGACAUUCAGUGCAGCACUGGGAAGAAAUGCUUGUGGGAUUCCAGAGUGGGCAGAGGACGGUGUGCCCUUUGUGAUGAGCUAUGUCCAGAAAGCAAAUCAGACGAAGCUGUCUGUGCCAGUGAUAACACCACUUAUCCAAGUGAGUGUGCCAUGAAGGAAGCAGCCUGUUCCCUGGGUGUGCUAUUGGAAGUAAAACACCCAGGAUCUUGCAACUCCAUCAAUGAAGAGCCCGAGGAAGAGGAUGAAGAGGAUGACCAGGACUACAGCUUUCCUAUAUCUUCCAUUCUAGAGUGGUAAAAUUUCCAUCACUUUUGAAACAGCCAUUGGGCAAGAAUUACAAUGUCCAUACUGUACAUAAGUGUAUGCUUAUUUAUUUGGGGAAGAAAGAAGUAUACAUAUAGUUGAAUCUUGUAGACAUUUAUUUAUACUGUGUCAUGUUUUAUAAUUUAUACAUUAAAGAAGUCUGAUUGACUGUACACCUUUUUUUUUUGAAGAAGAAAUGUAAUCGUUAUGGGAUGAGCUGUGUUAUUUAUUGUGAGGUCUCUUGCUUGUAAAGUAAAGCUUUUUUUCUUGUAAACUAUAAAUCCAUUCCUUAGAGCCUAACCCUCCUCCCCAAUUACAAUUUUCAGCUCCUUAUUUCUGCCAAUGUUAACUCUUUUCCAUUUUAACAAAACUUUGCAUGACAGUUUCAGUUACAUUUUCUAUUUAUUGUGUUUCCUUCUUGCCAAUUCUGUAUAUAAAUACAUGAUCCCUCGGAUAUUUGUUUACAAGGAAUCUUGACUGACCAAAAGGCGCUGUAAACUGAGUUAAGUAUAUAUUUGAGGUGGAAAGAGGGAGAGCUGUAACAGAACCUCUUUCCCUGGCUAUGUUCUCUGAUUGUAUCAUGUAGUAAAGGGAUCUCAAAAUCCUGAACAUUUAUAUUGUACUAUGAGAAUUCAAACCCAAAGAUCGGAUUAUGAAGGGUUUUUUUAGUUGCUAUGUGGCUAAAUGUAAAGAAAGCAUUAUUUUCUUUUUUUAAGAAAAAGAAGAAACAUGAAAUUACAUUGUCAUGAACAUCAAUGUUUUAUUAGGUCUGUCCUCACAGAUGGUCCGUUCCAUUUUUUAAACAUUCUUUUUGUUUCACAUUCAAAAUGUUAACAGAAUAUUAUAUCAAAGCUUUAUCAGUUCAAGUUUCUUGCUUUUCAUAAUACUUUCUUUUUCU
This is a messenger RNA of Notechis scutatus (mainland tiger snake), 1499 nucleotides long. The record is from RefSeq and is a predicted model, not a curated record. Lineage: Eukaryota; Metazoa; Chordata; Lepidosauria; Squamata; Elapidae.